Fusarium coffeatum is the source of this 2250-nucleotide messenger RNA. RefSeq lists its product as uncharacterized. Lineage: Eukaryota; Fungi; Ascomycota; Sordariomycetes; Hypocreales; Nectriaceae. The record is from RefSeq and is a predicted model, not a curated record. The transcript is spliced from 2 exons. Bases 1 to 2250 code for a protein of 749 amino acids.
AUGAGUCAGGUUAAGAACCUCCGCGCCAUGUUUGAGAACAAAGGCGACACGAGCCCUCCCGACAGAGGCCGAUCGUCAGGCGCCUCUACUCCCGUCCAAGCUCCCAGCGUCAUUCUUACCUACCGUGUCCUUCAUUCUUUCCUUUUCUCCCUUCAACCCCUUGCUAACCAAAACUUGUCUUCUCUCUCCACAGGCACCAGUGUCGUUUCUGAAUCGCCUCGACCACUCUCCAAAGUGAGAACCAACUUUGUCGCCAUUGAGAAAGACGGAAGGAUAGGCCUCCGAAGAGAUCCCAGUCACGAAUCCAGUGUUUCCCGCCGUCGAUUAAGCAUGGGCUCCGACGCAGAAUCCGUCUCGACCGUUCCCGACAGACCCUCUGCAUCUCUGGAAGAUGCACCAAGAGGGAACAAGCCUUUCUUCCAGGAAGAUAUUCCCGAAUCGCCUCGUCACCCAAUUGACCCCCCAAAGACACCCACGGAGCAAAUUGGAGCUGUUACCGAUGAGCCUAGUGUCAACCCAGAUAAGCAAAUUGAUAAGGAAGAACCGUCGCCUUCAUUGCUGCCAGCAGAACCUGCUGUAGAAGAACCCGCAAUGGCAGAGCCAGUUGCAGAGCCAAUUGAGGAACCAGCUGCAGAACCAGCUGUAGUGGAACCAGCUUCCGCGUCGCCAAAGAAGGAGAAGAAGGAAAAGACGCCCGAAGCAGUUUCUACAGUUGCCAAUGGCAAGCCCAAGACCAGCGCUGCUAAGGAACUAGCUCCUGCAGCUACUAUAAAGGCUGCAACUCCGAAGAAGACCACCACGACUCGACCCAGUGCUGUCUCGACCAAGGUUUCCAAUACCAAGCCUCCAGCGAAAUCUCCAUCUACUACAAAGCCUCCUACCAGCACCACUCAUAAGUCAGAGCCCAAGCCAACGGCGAAGACUGCACCUGCAGCGAAGAAGGAACCCAGGCAAGCUCCAACAGCCGCCUCCGCAGCGACUCGGCCUACCGCAACCACGGCAGCCAAGAAGCCCCAGCCGUUGAAGCCCACUACCAGCGAUACCGGCUUCGUGAAGCCUAAGCCAAAAUCCCCCACGAAGCCUGUGCAUCUCCCUGCGUCUCUAACGGCACCAACAGCAGCAUCUGGAGCCAAGACCGGUCGUCAGGCUCGACCUUCAGCAAGCUCACAGAAUCUUAGUGUUCCUGCCCGUCCCGCUAGCCGGGCCAGCGCGACAGGAGCCAGCAACAGCACGGGCAAGACUGUCAAGCGUCAGCCCUCAAACGUUGGUCGCCCGCGACCAAGCCUGGGCCCUCCUCCUAAGAAGCCUUCGGAUCCAGCUCAAGUCAAGAAGGAAGCCCCCGUUGACGAGAGCUUUCUGGCUCGUAUGAUGCGACCGACACAGGCUUCCUCGUCAAAAACCGCUGAGAAGGUGCCCACCACACCACCAAAGAAGACUGCGAAACGACCUUCAUCCUCAGGAACCGACCCCACGCGUCGUGAACACAGCGUUAAGACCCCAGGAAGUGCCAGGAAACAAGUCAGAAAGGCGGCUGAACCGAAGCGCUCCGCUGGCUCAGUAACUUCAGAUACCCCAUCAAUCGAGAUCGCCUCGGUAGAGCAGACAUCUGAGCCUACCAAGACAGAGAACACCGAGGCGACUUCCAGCAUCCAGGAGACCAAGGCAAAAGACGCACCUCAGGACUCGAACAAGUCCGAACCAGAGCCUACCGCUGUCGAGGACGCUUCUAAGAAAGCCGUGGAGCCCGCGCAGCAAGAAAACCAAGACCAAGAUAUCUCAGAGAAAUCAACCGAGGAUGAAGAGAAGAAAGCGAUCCAGCCUGCCACCCCAGAGCCUGCCAACGAGCAGAAGCCUCUCGAAGUUCGUGAGACUUUUGCGUCGGAACAUAAGGAUACUUCGCACCAGGAGUCUCCCCUCGAUGAGCCCGAAGCUUCUGAUGUCAACUCCGAGAAUCCUACCGAGAACGCUGAUAUUGUUCCCCUGGUAGAGGAGAACUCUUCCCAACCCCCCGUUGUCGUAGAGCAGACGAAUGAGACUUCAGACAACAAGUCAGAGCCAGAGAUCGACCAAGAGGUGGUACCUCUAAUGGAGAAGGACCCUGAGCCUGCCCCUGAGUCAGAGACUAUCAAGAAGCAAGAUGCUGAGACCGAGGUCAUCACCCAGAGUGAUGCAAAGAUCGACGUCAACGCCACUACUGCCGCCGAAGAGAAGGAUACCACUGGAGAGCAGACCGAGGAAGAGAAGAAAUAA